Messenger RNA from Cucumis sativus (cucumber), 6667 nucleotides. Its product is annotated as phosphatidylinositol 4-kinase alpha 1. The coding region runs from base 359 to 6445 and encodes 2028 amino acids. The transcript is spliced from 26 exons. Gene Ontology annotation, cellular component: plasma membrane; cytoplasm. The record is from RefSeq and is a predicted model, not a curated record. NCBI's taxonomy places the organism in Eukaryota, Viridiplantae, Streptophyta, Magnoliopsida, Cucurbitales, Cucurbitaceae. Gene Ontology annotation, biological process: phosphatidylinositol-mediated signaling; phosphatidylinositol phosphate biosynthetic process. Gene Ontology annotation, molecular function: 1-phosphatidylinositol 4-kinase activity.
GGAAUGAGCAGCCAUGGGUGAAAUGAAAGCUCGAACCGGCGAACCGAUUGGGCAAACAGAUUGGUUGAUUGGCAACGAACAGUAUGAAAUUUUCAGGUACGGUUGUGGAAAAAUUGAGAGAAUAGAAGAGAAGACAGCCAUUGUAGGAGGAAAGCGGAUCGGAGAGCUGACAGAAUAAUCCAUUCUAAAACCCCAACAUCGAAGUCAAGCAUAGGCUUUACGCUCCAAUUUCUCUCUCAGUUUUGCUUAGUUUACGCUCAUGGAAGCAUCUUUUCAAGCUUGGACUUUCGUUGUUUGACAUUACCGGAAUAUUUCCAACUUGCAUGAUCGUAUCGUUUAUUCUUCAGAUUUAGUUGCAAUGGACGCGUUGAUUGAGCUCUGCGACUUGAUUGCGCAGAGUCCAGCUUUGUUCUCUGAAAAGCUCUCGUGGAUUUGUAGUCGAUGUCCUCCAUCUGAGGCCAUUCUUGCUGGAUCUCCUGCCAUUUCGCGUUCUCAGCUCAAUGCUGUGCUUGCUGUUGCUCGACUUCUCUCUAAAUGUCCUGACUCGGUCGGUCUGCGCCCCAAAUCUGUUGUUCUUGAGUUUCUUCGUUCAAUUCCUCUGUCAUUCAGCUUAUCUUUCUGGCCGCAGUCGUAUGGAAAUGAUGCUAUCGCUUCGUUUUUUAAUGAAUUCUUGAAUUACACGUCGAAAGCCUGCGAACUAUCGACAGAUUUUGCCACAGAGGUUUCGGGAUUCUCGAGUGAGGUUGUAUUGUCUGCUAUUAAUGAUUGCAGCGAAGGUUCAGCAAUUUCUAGAGCUUUUCUUGUGGCUCUGUCGAAAAGUUUUCUUCCAAUUAUCCCUUCCGAUGCAGAUAAAUUGGUUAGUUGCAUUCUUGAUCGUUUUUUGAUUUCAGAAGCUGCCCCUGGAACGCCAAGAGAACAUAAUCAGGCGAAUUCUGAGCCAUCAUCGUCUCAGAGUUCGCCACUGAGUGUCAGCCAUCAGCCGUCGAAUGGAGGUUUAAGCCCUGGAAACGAGAACGGGCAAGUGUCAGGUUCCUUAAGUAGUGGUGCUUCACGUAUCACAGACGACGCCACUAGUGCGUCAUCAAGAGGGUCAGGGAUGAUGAACGGAAACAGCAUUCUUUGGAGGAGUGGUUUAGAACAAUUCAGUGAAGGUGGGGGCGUAGCUUUUGUUAGGCAACAAGUUGCCUUGUUCGAGGACGAGUCUAUCGAGAAUUUGGAGAAGCAGGAGAUUGCCUUCAAAUUGAUGACCCACAUUUUAGAUAACUCUUCUUUUGAUGGAAGGCUCUGGGAACAGAUGAGAGCGUUAGCAAAGAAGCAGCUCCAGACAUUGCCAACUUUUCUAAAGAUUAAAAAGCGGGACUGGAGCGAACAAGGCUCAGUUUUAAAAGCAAGAAUUAAUACUAAACUCUUGGUUUAUCAAGCUGCUGCGAGGUUAAAAAUGAAGACUGUUGCUUCUCUUGAUUUUGAUGGGAAGCCGGCUAAGAAGUUAAUAUUUGAAACUUUUGCAUUAUUAAUGGAUGCUGCUGAUGCCUGUUUACUCUCUGUGUGGAGAAAGUUGAGAAUCUGUGAAGAACUCUUUGGUUCCUUGCUUACUGGACUAGCACAGAUUGCUGUUGCUCGUGGAGGUCAGCCCUUACGAGUGUUGCUCAUCCGCCUUAAGCCUCUGGUUUUAACAGUGUGUGUGCAAGCUGAUACUUGGGGCACCAACCAGGGGGCAAUGUUUGAAAGUGUCCUGACAACAUGUUGUGAGAUAAUUGAAUCUUGCUGGACUAAAGAUCGAGCUCCUGUUGAUACAUUCAUUAUGGGAUUGGCCACAAGCAUUCGUGAUCGAAAUGAUUCUGAGGAGCAGGAUGAUAAAGAGAAACAGGGAGUUCCUAUGCAACUCAAUGUUAUUCGUUUGUUAGCUAAGAUGACUGUUGCUGUUAACAAAUCUGAAAUCGUGGACAUGAUCUUACCCCUUUUCAUUGAGAGUUUAGAAGAGGGUGAUGCGUCAACUCCAGGAUUAUUGCGACUCCAACUUCUUGAUGCUGUAUCCCGCAUGGCAACCCUGGGUUUUGAGAAGUCUUAUAGGGAGACAAUAGUUCUGAUGACAAGAAGUUACUUAAGCAAACUUUCUAGCAUAGGGUCAUCUGAAAGCAGAACAGUGGCUCCAGAAGCAACUACAGAACGUGUUGAGAUACUUCCUGCAGGAUUUCUUCAUAUUGCUAAUGGUCUUAAGAGUGCUAAACUACGACUGGAGUAUCGUCAUCGGUUACUCUCUCUAUGCUCAGAUGUUGGCCUGGCUGCUGAGUCGAAAAGUGGCAGAAGUGGAGCAGAUUUUCUGGGACCUCUACUGCCUGCAGUUGCUGAAAUAUGUUCUGAUUUUGACCCCACAAUGAAUAUCGAGCCAUCCCUUUUGAAGUUAUUUAGAAACUUAUGGUUCUAUAUUGCGCUUUUUGGCUUGGCUCCUCCCAUUCAAAAAUCCCACCUUCAGACAAAAUCAGUUUCCACUAUGUUAAACAGUGUGGGAAGCACUGCAAUUGCUCUGCAAGCUGUGAGUGGACCAUACCUGUGGAAUACGCAAUGGUCAUCUGCUGUUCAAUUGAUUGCUCGAGGGACUCCUCCACUUGUUGUAAGUUCAGUUAAGUGGCUUGAGGACGAGUUAGAACUCAAUGCUCUCCACAAUCCAGGUAGUCGGCGAGGGAGUGGCAAUGAGAAAGCUGCUUUAGCCCAAAGAGCUGCUCUUUCUGCUGCUUUAGGAGGCCGAGUUGAUGUUGCUGCAAUGAGCACAAUUUCAGGUGUUAAGGCUACAUAUCUCCUUGCAGUAUCUUUUCUAGAGAUUAUACGUUUCAGUAGCAAUGGUGGCAUACUUAAUGGUGGUUCAAAUGUAAAUGCUUCUAGAAGUGCCUUCUGUUGUGUUUUUGAGUAUCUUAAAACUCCAAAUCUUUUGCCUGCUGUCUCCCAAUGUUUGACAGCCAUAGUACACAGGGCAUUUGAAACUGCAGUUUUGUGGCUGGAAGAUCGGAUAUCUGACACUGGUAAUGAAGCUGAGGUCAGAGAUUCAACUCUAUUUGCUCAUACCUGUUAUCUUAUAAAGAGUAUGUCUCAAAGAGAUGAACAUGUUCGAGAUAUUGCUGUUAACUUGCUGACACAGCUCAGAGAUAAGUUUCCCCAGGUUAUGUGGAAUUCGUCUUGUUUGGAUUCCUUGCUCUUUUCCAUGCAUAAUGAUGCGCCUUCAACUGUUGUUACUGAUCCUGCUUGGGUUGUAACAGUUCGUUCUUUGUACCAAAGGGUAGUUCGAGAGUGGAUCGUUAAAUCACUGUCAUAUGCUCCUUGCACUUGCCAAGGUCUCCUACAGGAAAAACUAUGCAAAGCGAAUACAUGGCAAAGAGCCCAGCACACACCUGAUGUGAUUUCUCUUUUAUCUGAGAUACGGAUUGGCACUAGCAAAAAUGAACAUUGGACUGGCAUACAAACAGCAAACAUUCCUGCUGUCAUUACUGCUGCAGCUGCAGCUUCAGGGGCCGACUUAAAACUGACAGAAGCCUUUAAUUUGGAGGUGCUCAGUACUGGUAUGGUCAGUGCAACAGUUAAAUGCAACCAUGCUGGAGAAAUUGCUGGUAUGAGAAGGUUGUAUAACAGCAUUGGUGGAUUUCAGACUGGCGUUGCUGGUCUUGGUUUUGGUCAGGGCCUUCAAAGGCUGAUCACUGGAGCACUUCCCCAACAACCGCAGAAUGAGGAUGAUUCAUUUAAUGGGAUUUUGAUUAUGAAAUUUGUGCAGUCACUUCAACAAUUUGUUAGUGGAGCAGAAAAAGGCUGUGGCCUCGACAAGUUGAAAUUUCGAGAAACUUGUUCUCAGGCAACUGCCUUGCUUCUAUCAAACUUGGCUUCUGAAUCAAAAACAAACAUUGAGGGAUUUGCACAACUUAUUCGCCUUCUUUGUUGGUGUCCAGCAUACAUUUCCACUCCUGAUGCAAUUGAAACUGGUGUGUUUAUUUGGACUUGGUUGGUGUCUGCAGCACCUGAACUUGGGUCGUUUGUCCUUGCUGAGCUUGUUGAUGCAUGGUUAUGGACAAUUGAUACCAAGCGGGGUCUCUUUGCAUCGGACGUCAAGUAUUCAGGACCUGCUGCCAUGUUAAGGCCUCACUUAUCUCCGGGGGAACCAGAAAUGCAGCCUGAGAUUGAUCCUGUUGAACAAAUAAUUGCUCAUAGAAUAUGGCUUGGAUUCUUUAUCGACCGCUUUGAGGUAGUUCGACACAACAGUGUUGAACAACUCUUGCUCUUUGGUCGUUUGCUACAAGGGUCCACUAAGCCGCCAUGGAACUUUUCUCGUCAUCCUGCAGCAACUGGUUCCUUUUUUACUUUGAUGCUUCUAGGGCUUAAGUUUUGUUCAUGCCAAGCUCAGGGCAACCUACAGAAUUUUAAAACUGGACUGGAGCUGCUGGAGGACCGAAUAUAUAGAGCAUCCCUAGGAUGGUUUGCACAUGAGCCAGAGUGGUAUGACGUAAAGCAUGUGAACUUUGCCCAAAGCGAGGCUCAGUCUGUAUCCAUAUUUCUUCAUUACCUUUCAAGUGAGCGUGGAAAUAGUCUGCAUUCUGAUGCAAAAAUGCGUGGGCGUGAAAAUGGCAUUUCUUUGAUUGACUUGAAUGAUCAUUAUCACCCUGUCUGGGGCCAUUUGGAAAAUUAUGCUGUGGGAAGAGAAAAAAGAAGGCAACUACUUUUGAUGUUAUGCCAGCAUGAGGCUGAUAGACUUGAAGUCUGGGCACAGCCAAAUAUUAAGGAGAGUACACCUUCUCGACCCAAGCUAACUGCUGAAAAAUGGAUUGAACAUGCUCGGACUGCCUUCUCUGUGGAUCCACGAAUCGCCUUUUCUAUGGUUUCAAGGUUUCCAACAAAUGCAUUCCUUAGAGUUGAAAUGAAUCAACUAGUACAGUUGCACAUAUUGGAUAUUCGCUCCAUUCCUGAAGCUUUGCCUUAUUUUGUCACGCCAAAAGCUGUUGAUGAAAAUUCUGAACUUCUGCGACAGUUGCCACAUUGGGCUGCUUGUUCAAUUACACAAGCUCUUGAGUUCCUCACUCCUGCUUACAAGGGGCAUCCACGUGUUAUGGCAUAUGUUCUUAGGGUAUUGGAAUCUUAUCCUCCUGAAAAGGUUACAUUUUUCAUGCCGCAGCUGGUGCAAGCUUUGCGAUAUGAUGAAGGGAGGUUGGUUGAAGGAUAUUUACUCAGAGCAGCAAAGAGAAGUGAUAUAUUUGCUCAUAUUCUGAUCUGGCACCUGCAGGGUGAGACUUCUUUACCAGACUCUGGGAAAGAUGUUAACUCUGGGAAGAAUGGUUCAUUUCUAGCCUUAUUGCCAGUUGUAAGGCAGCAUAUUAUUGAUGGUUUCACUCCCAAGGCUCUUGACUUAUUUAAAAGAGAGUUUGAUUUCUUUGACAAAGUUACAUCUAUAUCUGGUGUUCUCUUUCCACUUCCCAAGGAUGAACGUCGAGCUGGCAUCAGGAGUGAGUUGGAGAAAAUCGAAAUGGAGGGUGAAGACCUAUAUCUACCAACUGCCACAAACAAGCUUGUCCGUGGGAUUCAAGUAGACAGUGGAAUACCCUUGCAGUCGGCUGCAAAAGUUCCUAUCAUGGUUACAUUCAACGUGGUUGAUCGGGAUGGGGACCCAAAUAACAUAAAACCACAAGCUUGCAUUUUCAAGGUUGGAGAUGACUGCCGACAAGAUGUUCUUGCUCUGCAAGUGAUAUCACUUCUUAGGGACAUCUUUCAAGCCGUUGGGCUUAAUCUCUAUUUGUUUCCAUAUGGUGUCCUUCCUACUGGCCCCGGCAGAGGCAUAAUUGAGGUUGUUCCUAAUACAAGAAGCAGAAGUCAGAUGGGUGAAACCACUGAUGGGGGAUUGUAUGAGAUCUUUCAACAGGACUAUGGGCCGGUGGGCUCUCCAAGUUUUGAAGCAGCCCGUGAGAACUUUAUAGUUAGUAGUGCAGGUUAUGCCGUCGCCAGCCUGUUACUUCAACCAAAGGACAGACACAAUGGCAAUCUUCUAUUCGACAACGUCGGGAGGCUCGUCCAUAUUGAUUUUGGUUUCAUACUGGAGACAUCACCGGGAGGAAAUAUGCGCUUUGAGAGUGCUCACUUCAAGCUAAGCCAUGAGAUGACACAACUUCUUGACCCCUCUGGGGUGAUGAAGAGUGAGACCUGGAACUUGUUUGUAAGCCUGUGUGUAAAGGGGUACCUCACUGCUCGCCGCCAUAUGGAUGGGAUAAUCAACACCGUAUUACUAAUGCUAGAUAGUGGAUUACCAUGCUUCAGUCGUGGUGAUCCAAUUGGAAAUCUUCGAAAGAGAUUUCAUCCUGAAAUGAACGACCGUGAAGCAGCAAAUUUCAUGAUCCGAGUCUGUACUGAUGCAUAUAACAAAUGGACAACUGCAGGCUAUGAUUUGAUACAAUACUUGCAGCAAGGCAUUGAGAAGUAAGGUUUCUUUUUUCUUUUUAAAAAAAAAAUGUAUAGUUUCUACUUCCUCCUAUUUUAUUAAUUAUUGAGUGAUUUUUCCUGACUGUAUAAACGGCUAAAUUAUAAAUUAAAUGGAUGCGGUUUCAAUUGUGUUGAGUAAUGAUUUUGUAUAUUCUUCAUAUUGUUCGUUGAAUUGAACGUUGAAUGAAUUAUAUCUAUAGAAGGCCUUCUCUGUUUGACUCUA